Periophthalmus magnuspinnatus is the source of this 1010-nucleotide messenger RNA. Its product is annotated as high affinity immunoglobulin epsilon receptor subunit alpha-like. Gene Ontology annotation, biological process: cell surface receptor signaling pathway. The record is from RefSeq and is a predicted model, not a curated record. Lineage: Eukaryota; Metazoa; Chordata; Actinopteri; Gobiiformes; Gobiidae. The transcript has 5 exons. Gene Ontology annotation, molecular function: transmembrane signaling receptor activity. The coding region runs from base 47 to 931 and encodes 294 amino acids.
CACUAUACAAGACAAUCUUUCUUCUCACAGUCUAGGUUUCAUCACAAUGGAUCGCAUGUCUUCACUUUUCAUGUUUUCUAUAGUGCUUCUUAUAUACUGGAAAAACCCUGUAACACAUGCAGCACAUCAGCCCAUAGUGGAGAUCAUCACAGGAUCUUCAAAGGUCUUCACUGGUGAGGCAGUGACACUGAAAUGCGUUCCUCCUGCCACUCCCUACAAAUCAAUCUGGACCUUCACCUGGUACAAAGGACCCGACCAACUACCACAUUUUGGUGAAAAACUGGUUUUGAGGAACAUCAAGACCAAAGACAAUGGGAAGUAUUACUGUCAAGGUUACCGAGACACAGCUGUAAUAGACAUACCAACCUUCCGAAGUUUGCCAGUAGAAAUCAACGCAGAUGGGGGUUGGGCUAUCUUAGAUGUCCCAUCCCAGGCUAUUGUUGGACACCCAUUGAACAUAACGUGCCGUGUUCGAAACAACUAUCCCAUUCAUGAGGUGAUCCUUUAUCGAAAUGAUGUGGAAGUUAUAGAACGAGAGGAUACUACAUUUAUCCUGAACAAUUUGACUCUUGAGGACCAGGGCCAGUAUACCUGCAGAGCAUCCUGGAAUAAAUAUGGCCGUACAUAUUCGGUCAUUUCAGCUCAAGUGUCAGUCAAAGUUGUAGAGCCUCUGACGCAGCCCACUUUGUUUAUCGUUGAUGAUAAGGAGAUGCGUUCUUUGUCUAAGCUUAAGCUCAUAUGUAUGCUUAGCUACAAUAUUCCCGACCCUGCUCCUCCUGUCAUCUACUAUUUCUACAUCAACAACAACCGACAUGGAACCCCAACUUCUGACAACUAUGCUGUGAUUGAGAGGAUAAGGGGAACAUUCAAAUGCCAAGCCAAGGUGUCACAGCUCGGCCUGUCCCGGUGGAGUGAGCCUAAAACCUUUUAAAUGGUACAUAUCAUGUUGGGUAUUGACAUUUUCGUGCCAGUUGUUUAAAAUGCUUUAAUAAACAACUUGAAGUGCUUUU